CAUUUCCGUUUAUAAAUCCAGGUUGUCAGCCCCGUCAAAGUUUCUCCCAAUUCUCAGCUCGUUUUUCUCUGGAAAAGCUUUCUCUCGUUUUUGGAUUAGUUUCUCUCAUUUUCCAUCUUUCUCCGAGUUCAGGAAGGUUUACAUGGGGAAGAUUAAGUGCUUCAAGGAUGAGUACACUUUCGAGGAACGUCUGAAGGAGUCACAGAGUAUCGCGGCAAAAUAUCCGGAUCGAGUACCUGUAGUAAUUGAGAAGUAUUCUAGAACAGACCUGCCUGAAUUGGACAAGAAGAAAUAUUUGGUUCCUCGAGACAUGUCUAUUGGGCAAUUCAUACACAUAUUGAGUAGCAGGCUACAUUUGCCUCCUGGGAAGGCAUUGUUUAUAUUUGUCAAGAACACAUUACCUCAGACUGCAAAUCUCAUGGAUGCCGUCUACAAGGCUUACAAGGAUGAUGACGGAUUUCUCUACAUGUGUUACAGCAGUGAGAAAACAUUUGGCUAGUUUAGUUGCCUGAUCGGUCAUCCUUGUUGUAAGUAUUUGAAUUCAAUUUGGUAAAUAAAGCGAACUCUUAUGACUUGACAAACUA
Neltuma alba is the source of this 584-nucleotide messenger RNA. Its product is annotated as autophagy-related protein 8i-like. Lineage: Eukaryota; Viridiplantae; Streptophyta; Magnoliopsida; Fabales; Fabaceae. The record is from RefSeq and is a predicted model, not a curated record. The transcript is spliced from 5 exons. The coding region runs from base 143 to 499 and encodes 118 amino acids.